AUGUUCACAGCGCCAUCAAAUACAUCAGCCGCAGAAAAAAAGUUCAUGUCUAAACUAGAGCCCUGGGAAGACGUGAUUGUGGGUGGUUACCUUUGUGUCAUAAGCAUAUCUGCUAUAUCCCUGAACAUCCUGGUGCUCUGCACAUGCAUAUCCAACUGGACCCGUCUCUCCAGGAACGAUCGCUACAUAGUCAACCUCGCCGUUAGCGACAGCUUGAUGCCGCUUAGUGCAUUUCCACUUACAAUAGUCUCCUCGUUUUCCCAUAAGUGGAUCUUUGAAGAUAUUGGAUGCACAACCUACGGAUUUCUGGGGUUUUACUUCGGCCUAGUCAGCAUAACGACUCUCGCCAUAAUGGCCCUGACAAGAUACAUUAAAAUUUGCCGCCCGGAUCUAAACUUAUCCACAACUUCUUGGAGCCAGACCCUACUCCUAUUUCCAUACCUUUUCUCAUUAGUUUGGUCCAUCUCUCCGCUGGCGGGCUGGGGAUCGUAUGAGGUGGAGCAUUAUGGAACAUCUUGCACACUGCAAUGGGAGGGAAAUAGAACGUUUAUAACUCUGAUGACAUUUGCUAUGUGCUGGGGCUUCCUGAUCUGCUGGAUGCCAUACGCCAUUGUAUCCAUGUGGACAGCCUAUGGAAACGGAUCGUACAUUCCUAUCAGAAUGACACUUAUCUCGGUGCUACUCGCCAAAUCAUCGACUAUCGUUAACCCCAUAUUGUACUUUGUACUGAACAGCAAAUUUAGGCCUAUGUUAAUCAAAACGUUCUAUACAGAACAAAGCAAAAAGACUACACAAUGUGACAAUAACUGUUCUGUAAACCAAGAAGUUAACAUAAGCACACAAGAGAAUGAUGUUUUGACGGAAUCCCCUCAGGGUAACCCAGAAGGAAAUGAGAUUGGACGGAGUUCCGUCUUUCCUCAGAAUGAAUCAGAUUUUCCUCAGAAUAGUUCCGAUAAAACAGUUGACGUUUUGUUAUGA
Molecule: messenger RNA, 978 nt
Organism: Mya arenaria
Lineage: Eukaryota; Metazoa; Mollusca; Bivalvia; Myida; Myidae
Product: opsin-5-like
Exons: 5
Coding region: 1-978 (325 amino acids)
Biological process (GO): G protein-coupled receptor signaling pathway
Cellular component (GO): membrane
Molecular function (GO): G protein-coupled receptor activity
Source: RefSeq, a predicted model, not a curated record